Molecule: messenger RNA, 2338 nt
Organism: Vitis riparia (riverbank grape)
Lineage: Eukaryota; Viridiplantae; Streptophyta; Magnoliopsida; Vitales; Vitaceae
Product: putative receptor-like protein kinase At4g00960
Exons: 7
Coding region: 159-2213 (684 amino acids)
Biological process (GO): protein phosphorylation
Molecular function (GO): ATP binding; protein kinase activity
Source: RefSeq, a predicted model, not a curated record
UGGCAUCUUUGUAACCACUCUCUCCUGCCUUCUUCCUUCUUCACCUAUCCAUUGGUGCCAUUUAUGAAAGGGUACCUCUGCAAUUCUACAGACUGCACGGCAUUGAAAUACAAAAAGCCUGUGUAAGUGGAUUGAAGAACUCAUCCAUCUUACAAAUUAUGAAUUUAAUGGUUGGAAAGGUGACGAUAAUGGAUCCUCCAAGAUUGCUUCUCUUCCUUUAUCCCUUCCUCAUACUUCACCUUCUUGGUGUAACAGUCCUUGCUCAGACAGACUUCCUUUACCACGUCUGCUCAGACAGUGUUGGUAAUUACACCGAUAACAGCACCUACGAGGCAAACCUCAACGCCCUCCUCUCCUCUCUCUCUUCAAACAACGAAAUAGAUUAUGGCUUUUACAAUUUCUCCUACGGCCAGAACUCCGACAAAGUUAACGCAAUCGCACUUUGCAGAGGAGACGUAGUAACAGACGCGUGCCGGAGUUGUGUCAAUGACUCUAGGAUUCAACUCACUCAGCUCUGUCCCAACCAGAAGGAGGCAAUAGGAUGGUACGAUAAAUGUAUGUUGCGAUACUCCAAUAACUCCAUAUUCGGAAAAGCCGAAACUUCGCUCUCCUUUUACAUGUGGAACCCUGAAAACGCCUCCAAUGUGAAAGAUUUCAAUCAGGUUCUGGGAAACCUGAUGGCCAGCCUCCGAAGCAAAGCUGCGUCCGGAGAUUCGCGUCACAAGUUCGCAACUGGAGAAGCAAAUGUUACGAGUUUCGUAACCAUAUAUGGGCUUAUGCAGUGCACUCCUGAUUUGUCCGAGUCGUCUUGCCGUGAUUGCUUAGAGGGGGCUACCAAUGAAAUUCCAAAUUGUUGUGAUAGCAAAAAAGGAGGGAGAGUUAUUAAACCCAGCUGUAAUUUGAGAUUUGAAACAUACCGUUUCUACGAGUUUACUGCAGCUAACGCGCCCCCACCAGCAGCAACACCCCCACCUUCUCCUCCCUCAGCUGAUCUUGCUCCACCGCCUUUGGCUAAUACCACCUCUACACAAGGAAAGAAAAGCAACACCUCCCGGACAGUGGUCCUAAUUGUUGUUCCCUCAGCUGUUAUUUCUGUAAUGCUCAUCACCUUCAUCUGCUGCUUUUUAAAAAGGAGGCGAUCAAGGGAAAGCGUUAGAACUGAGGAUGAAAUUUUGAGCGUGGAAUCCUUGCAAUUCAACCUUGGUCCUAUUAGGAAUGCAACAAAUAACUUUUCUGAUUCUAAUAAGCUUGGACAAGGAGGAUUUGGAGCUGUUUACAAGGGUACACUUUCCAAUGGACAAGAUAUAGCUGUGAAAAGAUUGUCCAAGGGUUCUGGACAAGGAGAAUUAGAAUUCAAGAAUGAGGUUUUAUUAGUGGCCAAACUUCAACAUAGGAAUUUGGUUAGACUCCGAGGUUUCUGCUUAGAAGGAAUAGAAAGACUUCUCAUCUAUGAGUUUGUGCCUAAUGCAAGUCUAGAUCAUUUUCUAUUCGAUCCUAUUAAGCGUUCACAAUUACAUUGGGAAAUUCGUUACAAAAUUAUAGUUGGCAUUGCUCGAGGGCUUUUGUAUCUCCAUGAAGAUUCCCGACUUCGAAUUAUUCAUCGUGAUCUUAAAGCCAGUAACGUUUUGCUAGAUGAAGAAAUGAAUCCUAAAAUUGCAGAUUUUGGUAUGGCAAAGUUAUUUUCAUUGGAUCAAACUCAAGGUGAUACGAGUAGGAUUGUGGGAACCUAUGGAUAUAUGGCUCCAGAAUAUGCAAUGCAUGGAAAUUUCUCAGUUAAGUCAGACGUCUUUAGUUUUGGUGUGUUGGUUUUGGAAAUUAUUAGUGGUCAAAAGAACUAUUGUUUCCGCAAUGGGGAGAACGUGGAAGACCUUAUAAGCUUUGCAUGGAGAAGUUGGAGGGAUGGGUCAGCUUCGAAUUUGAUAGAUCCUUCGGUGAGCUCGGGCUCAAGAAAUGAAAUUAUGAGAUGCAUGCAUAUUGGGUUGUUAUGUGUUCAAGAAAAUGUAGCUGACAGACCCACAAUGGCUUCAGUUGUUCUCAUGCUUAGUAGCUACUCUAUCACUCUCCCAUUACCUUCACAACCUGCUUUUUUUAUGCACAGUAGCAUGGACACAGAGGCACCCUUGCUGCAGGACUCUGAUUCUGGGGCAACUAGGUCUUCUGAUAAUGCUUUGUCCGUCAAUGAUGCUUCAAUUUCUGAGCUCCACCCUCGUUAGUGUUGUGGGGAUGCAGGUUAUAUAUGUUGAAAUGUGACUCUUCUUUGUUUUCUUUGUUCCAGAUCAAUUUCUAUGACUCCAUUUAUUUUGCAUAUCAAAUCGAUCUUGAUUUUUGCUUUCUUGAA